Halichondria panicea is the source of this 955-nucleotide messenger RNA. RefSeq names its product centrosomal protein of 63 kDa-like. The record is from RefSeq and is a predicted model, not a curated record. Lineage: Eukaryota; Metazoa; Porifera; Demospongiae; Suberitida; Halichondriidae. The transcript has 5 exons. The coding region runs from base 102 to 923 and encodes 273 amino acids.
UAUAGUCCUGUUGCUAAGAGAUCAAAGGUCAGCUAUUCUAUUUAGAACACAUUUUAUUUUAUUCAACUCUUCGAUCCAAGACAAUUUCUGUACUACUGUUGAUGGCUGCUACUGGUCCUGAGCUGCUGUCUGUGAUCCAAACCAGUGCCAGGAAUGGUACUCUACUGCCAUCCUGUGCACCCGAGGUGAAGGAGCUCAUGGCUCAGAUAGACAGUCUGAUAUCUCAGCGUCAGAGAAACUGGGAGAGUUCUAACAGAGGGUUGACCAACCAACUGCAGCAGAGAGAUAGAGAUAUAGCCGCUCUAAAGCUGCAAGUCAGAGAGAGGAAUACUCAAGUGGAGCACUUGCGUCAGGAAAGCUCUGCCUUGGAACGAGAGUACAAAGCUCGCUACACAGACUAUGAGGCCCAACUGGAGGCUCUGAAAGGAGAGGUGUCACGAUUAACCCAGGCCUACAGUUGCCUGAGAGCAAAGAGACAGUCAAGAGAUGGGCUGGACAAGUGUAAUAGUGAUAGGGAGGUUCAACUCACUGAGAAUGGAGAGUUGAGAGAGAGUGUGUGUCUACUCCAGGAGACACUGCACAGCAAAGAUGAGCUAGUCAGAACGUUGCAAGAAGAGCUUGCGUUUGCUCAGAGUACAGCCAGUGCUGCUGUCUGUCAGAGUGGCCAGGAGCGACUCAGAUCACAGCUCACACUAGACAGAGCUCUGCGGGAUGAGCUAGGGAGACUGAAAGAGACUAAUGAAGUGGCAGCCUUGUUCCUCAACCGUGUGAGAGCUUUGGAGUCCAACAACCAUUCUGACAUGAACACAGCUGAACCAAGCAGCAAGAACUUUGAUAUUGAAUUGGAACAGUUAGUAGACAAACACUUUGAUCAUUUGGACAGUUCUGUUAAGCAAUUGUUGUCAGUCAAUACUCACACAUGAAUUACUAUUAAUGAUGUUAUUAUUCUGAAUGA